AUGAGGACCCCAAUCCUGGUCGCUGCCCUUCUCUGGCUCCGGGGAAUUUGGGCAGAGAAAGAUGAAUGCCACUCCCUGGAAGGGGGCCCAGCUGGGGAGGGUGGAGGACCAUCUCUGACAGCAAACAUCAGCAGCCAGGGGCAGCCAACCAGCUUCACUGUGAGCUGGGAAGCUCUAGAGCCCGGAAGGUCCGACCAUGCCCUCCGCCUCACCCACCUGAGCCCCCUUGGCUUGCCCCAAGGGCCCCAGUUCCAGGUCCACACCAAUGCAUCCAGCUUUGAGUUUCAAGACCUGGUGCCAGGGACCCACUACCAAGUGGAAGUGACUGCCCUUCGACCUUGUGCACAAAAUGCCACCGUCACCCUCACUGCCCGCACUGCCCCAAUGACUGUCCGUGACCUGCGGUUCCAGAGCUCUGGGGGCCCAUCCAGCUUGACAGCCUCAUGGGGCGCUGCUCCUGGGGAGCAGGAUGGUUACCAACUUGUCCUCUUUCAUCUGGAAUCCCAGAGCGUGGUGCACAAUGUCUCCAUUGCGCCAGGCAAUCUGUCCUACAGCUUUGGCAACCUCUUGCCAGGGAGCAUGUAUAUCUUGGAGGUGACCACUUGGGCUGGCAGCCUCCAAGCGAAGACCAGCAUCCAGCAGUGGACAGCCCCCGUAUCUCCAGGGCUCCUGGAGCUGCAUGCGGUGGGCACCCGUGCCCUGCACGCCUCCUGGAAUGGCUCGGAGGGGGCUACCUCGAUCCACCUUUUACUCACAGAUCUUGUGGAUGGCACCAAUCUGACUGCAGUAGUCGGACAGGAGGUCUCUAACUACACCUUCCUUCACCUCUCUCCGGGUACCCCCUAUCAGUUGGUGCUUACUUCUGUUGUUGGGCCACAUCGGACAGUGGGGCCCAACAUCACUGAAUGGACCUACCCCUCCGCCCCCCAGGAACUAGUGCUGACCCCUCUGCCCCCAGAGCUCUGGGCAAGCUGGAAGGUUGGACCAGGUGCCCGGGAUGGCUACUUGCUGAAGUUAAGUGGGCCAGUGGAAAAGACUGUCACUCUGGGCCCUGGGGACCUCAAUGUCACAUUCCCAGGGCCCCUGCCUGCUGGACACUAUGCUCUGGAGCUGAGGGUUCUGGCUGGACCCUAUUAUGCCUGGGCUCAGGCUAGUGCCUGGCUGGAUGAUCCUGCAGCCCAGCAUAGAAACAGCCAUGGCGCCACUCUACAGCUGGAUGGACUGGUAGCAAGCAGGAUGCUUGGGAGACGGGCACUGCUGUAUGCUAAGGGCACAUCAGAGCUCCUUGGAAAUAUCUCUGUGCCAGCUGGUGCCACCCAUAUCACCUUCUGUGGACUUGUGCCUGGGGCCCAUUACCAGGUGGACAUUGCCUCAUCUCAAGGAGUCAUCACUCAGAGCCUCACAGGCCACACAAGGCCACUGGCACCACAGUCACUGGAGGUGACCUGCAGGGACAACCCAUUUGAGCUGGCCAUUGGCUGGACCCCAGCACCAGGACAACGGAAAGGCUACAUGGCCACCUGGCACCAAAAGGGUAGCCAGAGGUCACUGGGAAAUCCUAUCACUUUGGCCCCAGAUAGUACCAACCUGACUCUGAGGGCUCUGGAGCCUGGCUCCUGCUACACUGUGUCUGUCUGGGCCUGGACAGGGAAUCUCAACUCCAGCAUCCAAAGGACUCAUGCCUGCACUGUCCCUGCUCCUCCUGCCAACCUGAGCCUGGGCUUUGCCACCCAGCCUCCUGCCCUGAUGGCUUCCUGGAUUGCCCCACCGGGAGGCAGGGAUGGUUUCCGGCUGUACCUUUACCGCCUGAGGCCUCUGACUCUGGAAACCAAGGAAACCCUGGCUCCAGAGGCCCAGAACUUCUACCUGACCCAGCUGUCCCCCGGCACCAAGUUCCUGGUGUGGCUGGCUACCCUUCAGGGUCCAGAUGAGAGCAACAGUGUCAAUGCCACGGGCUGGACGCCUCCCCUUGCACCUCUCCUGGUCAACGUGACCACUGGAGGUCCCACCCAGCUCUGGGUAUCCUGGGUCCAUGCUCCUGGGGGCCGGGACAGCUACCAGGUGACUCUGUACCAGUCAGGCAUCUGGGCGGGCACCACCACUGUGGGUGCCGAAGUGGACAGCACCAGCUUCUCAGCUCUGACUCCAGGCACUGAAUACAAGGUGGAGGUGCUGUCCAAGGCGGGACCCCUCCAGGCUUCGGCAGCCAAUGUCUCCGCCUGGACCUCCCCGAUCUUGCCCAACGAGCUGCUGGUGUCAAUGCAGGCAGGCAGUGCCACGGUCAACCUGGCCUGGGCUGACAGCCCCCUGGGGCAUGGGGAGUGCCAGGCCCAGCUCUCAGAGGCUGGUCACCUCUUCUGGGAGCAACCCCUGGUGCUGGGUCAAGCCCUUCUCAAUCUGAGGGACCUCACACCUGGACGCAGCUUCUCCCUGUCAGUGCUGUGCCGGGCGGGGCCCCUCCAGGCCUCCACUCACUCCGUGGUGCUGCCUGUUGAACCUGACCCUGUGGAGGAUGUGCAAUGCCAGCCCGAGGCCACCCACCUGAGCCUGAACUGGACGGUGCCCACCGGGGAUGUGGGCGCCUGCCUGGUGGCGGUGGAGCAGCUGGCAGCAGGAGGGAGUGCUCACCUUGUCUUCCAGGCCAAUAUCUCUGGGGGUGCUCUGCUGUUGCCCAACCUGAUGCCUUCCACCUCCUACCGCCUCAGCCUCACCGUGCUGGGCAGGAACGGGCUGCAGAGCCGGGCAGUCACCCUGGUGUGUGCCACUUCUGCAAAAGCCUGGCAUCCCCCAGAGUUAGCCCUGGCCCCCCAGCUCGAGCCUGAGAAGGGGAUGGGAGUGGUGAUCACACGGGGCAUGUUUGGCGAGGACGAUGGCCAAAUCCAGUGGUACGGCAUCAUUGCCACCACCAACAUGUCAUUGGCUAAGCCUCCCCAGGAAGCCAUCAACCACACCUGGUAUGACCACUUCUAUGGAAGACACGAUUCCUACCUGGCCAUUCUGCUCCCCAACCCCUUCUACCCAGGGCCCUGGUCGGUGCCGAGAUCCUGGACGGUGCCUGUGGGGACAGAGGACUGCAGCCAGACCCAGGAAAUAUGUAAUGGUCAACUGAAGCCAGGUGCCCAGUACAGGUUCAGCAUUGCCGCCUUUACCAGGUCCAGUCCCCCUGAGCCCGUCAUCUCUUUCUCGGCCUUCUCAGAGCCCCGGGCCAGUGUCUCCCGGGUGGCAAUGCCCCUCCUGCUGGUGGCAGGCAUCGCGGCUGGCGGCAUCCUAACCAUCUGUGCUGUGCUGGGCCUGCUGUGCUGGCAUCGAGCAAAGAGGCAGAGGGCUGAGAAGAAUCCAUUUGCUCAUGAGCUGACCACAUACAACCUGUGGACCCACCGGCCCAUCCCCGUGCAAAACUUCCGGCAGAGCUACGAGGCCAAGAGUGCCCACAGGCACCAGGCCUUCUUUCAGGAGUUUGAGGAGCUGAAGGAGGUGGGCAAGGAGCAGCCCAGACUGGAGGCUGAACAUCCCACCAACGCCUCCAAGAACCGCUACCCCCACGUGCUGCCCUAUGACCACUCUCGGGUCAGGCUGACCAAGCUGGAGGGAGAGCCCCAUUCUGACUACAUCAAUGCCAACUUUGUUCCAGGUUACACCCACUCGCAGGAGUUCAUCGCUACCCAGGGGCCUCUCAAGAAAACGCUGGAGGACUUUUGGAGGCUGGUGUGGGAGCAGCAGGUCCACAUCAUCGUCAUGCUGACCGUAGGCAUGGAGAACGGGAGGGUACUGUGUGAGCAUUACUGGCCGGCUGACUCCAUCCCUGUCACCUACGGCCCCAUCACCAUUCACCUCCUGACUGAAGAGCCAGAGGAUGAGUGGACCAGGCGUGAAUUCCAGCUGCAGCACGGUUCAGAACAACAGCAGCGGAGGGUGAGGCAGCUGCAGUUCACGACCUGGCCUGACCACAGCAUCCCUGAGAGCCCCAACGCCCUGCUCACCUUUGUGGCGCUGGUGCGGAAGCAGGUGCGCGCCUUCAAGGGCCCGGGGCCCAUCCUGGUGCACUGCAGCGCGGGCGUGGGCCGGACCGGCACCUUCGUGGCCCUGAUGAGGCUGCUGCAGCAGCUGGAGCAGGAGCAGAUGGUGGAUGUGUUUAACGCUGUGCAUGCCCUGCGGCUGCACCGGCCCCUCAUGAUCCAGACCCCGAGCCAGUACAUCUUCCUGCACAGCUGCCUCCUGCACAAGAUUCUGGAGGGGCCCGCGGACACCUCAGAGUACCGGCCCAUCUCGGUGAAGAACUUGGCGCAGGCCUGUGCCAGGAGGGCGGCCAACGCCAACGCCGGCUACUUGAAGGAGUACGAGCUCCUGCUCCAGACCAUUAAGGAAGAGGCCGGCUCUCUCGCGCCCCCUCCUGGCUACGCGCAGGACAGCAGCGUCCCGCACGAUCAUUCUCAAGCUCUGUUUUCUCCUUUGGAGGAGAAUCCCUCAGAAGAGAUGCCCGAAGCCUGGCUCUUUCCUGGCGGUCCUUCUGGACGAGACCACGUGGUUCUGAGAGGCCCGACCCGGCCGAGGGAGCUCUGGGAGCUGGUGUGGGAGCACAGGGCCCACGUGCUGGUCUCCUUGUGCCCACCCAACGUGCAGGAGCAGCCUGAGGAGUUCUGCCCCACAGAGAUGCAUCCUAUCGUCACGGAUGUGGUGACUGUGCACUGGGUGGCCGAGAACAACACGGCGGGCUGGCCCUGCACUGUGCUCAAGGUCACACACGAUAAAAGCAGGAAAGAGAGGCAGGUACAGCGGCUGCAGUUUCCGUCCUGGGAUCCGGGGCAUGAGCUGCCCACCACCACCGCCCUGCUGCCCUUCCUGACGGCUGUGGGUCAGUGCUGCUCCCGGGGCAAGAGCAAGAAGCCGGGCACGCUGCUAAGCCACUCCAGCAGGGGCAUGGCCCAGCUGGGCAUCUUCCUGGCCUUGGAGCAGCUGCUGCAGCAAGCAGGUGCUGAGUGCAUCGUGGACGUCUUUAACGUGGCCCUACAGCAGUCGCAGGCCUGUCGUCUCAUGACCCCAACGCUGGAGCAGUAUAUCUACCUCUACAACUGUCUAAACAGCGCACUAGUGGAUGAACUUUCCUGA
This is a messenger RNA of Elephantulus edwardii (Cape elephant shrew), 5106 nucleotides long. RefSeq names its product receptor-type tyrosine-protein phosphatase V-like. The coding region runs from base 1 to 5106 and encodes 1701 amino acids. The record is from RefSeq and is a predicted model, not a curated record. Gene Ontology annotation, molecular function: protein binding; protein tyrosine phosphatase activity. The transcript is spliced from 34 exons. Lineage: Eukaryota; Metazoa; Chordata; Mammalia; Macroscelidea; Macroscelididae. Gene Ontology annotation, biological process: protein dephosphorylation.